Messenger RNA from Electrophorus electricus (electric eel), 1762 nucleotides. It is a transcript of the gene slc7a8b, whose product is annotated as solute carrier family 7 member 8b. Gene Ontology annotation, molecular function: neutral L-amino acid transmembrane transporter activity; L-amino acid transmembrane transporter activity. NCBI's taxonomy places the organism in Eukaryota, Metazoa, Chordata, Actinopteri, Gymnotiformes, Gymnotidae. Gene Ontology annotation, cellular component: membrane. Gene Ontology annotation, biological process: neutral amino acid transport; amino acid transmembrane transport. The record is from RefSeq and is a predicted model, not a curated record.
CGAAUGGGAAAAAAAGUAUUAAUUGUGUUAUGAAGUGAAAUUCUGACCGAAUGAAAACACUUUGUGCAGAUGUAGGACCUGGAUGGAACAGAUACAGCUUUUGCGGCCUAGUACAUUUUAAACUCGACAACCUGGAAGGAUGGGCGACGGUGCCAGGCAGCGGGCAACCGAGGGGCCCCCCUCACAGACGGGCGAGAAAUCGACGCACUCAGCAGUAGCCCUGAAAAAGGAGAUUGGUCUCCUCAGCGCCUGCGGUAUUAUUGUGGGUAACAUCAUUGGCUCUGGGAUAUUUGUAAGUCCCAAGGGAGUUCUGGAGAAUGCCAGCUCAGUGGGCGUGGCUUUCAUUGUAUGGAUAGGCACGGGAGUCAUCACCGCCAUCGGAGCGCUGUGCUAUGCCGAGCUUGGAGUCACCAUUCCCAAGUCUGGGGGAGACUACUCCUAUGUCAAUGACAUCUUUGGCGGCCUGGUUGGGUUCCUGAGGCUGUGGAUAGCAGUACUGGCCAUGUAUCCCACCAACCAGGCCGUGGUGGCCCUCACCUUCUCCAACUACAUCCUGCACCCUCUGUUCCCUGCCUGCGGCGUGCCUGAAAGCGGCUCGCGCCUGCUCGCAGCCCUGUGCCUCCUGUUGCUGACGUGGGUAAACUGCUCCAGCGUGCGCUGGGCGACCCGCGUGCAGGACACCUUCACCACUGGCAAGCUGCUGGCCCUGGCUCUCAUCAUUACCAUGGGCAUCGUGCAGAUCUGCAAGGGCCAUUUUUACUGGCUGCAGCCAGGCCAUGCCUUCGAGCCUUUCCAGGAGUAUGACGUGGGCCGCCUUGCUCUGGCCUUCCUGCAGGGAUCGUUUGCCUACGCGGGAUGGAACUUCCUCAACUAUGUCACAGAGGAGCUCAUUGAUCCCUACAGGAAUCUGCCCCGAGCAAUCUUCAUUUCCUUGCCGCUGGUAACGUUUGUUUACGCGUUCGCGAACAUGGCGUAUGUCACUGCAAUGAGUCCCCAGGAGCUACUGGCCUCCAACGCCGUGGCCGUGACGUUUGGCGAGAGACUGCUGGGAGUCAUGUCAUGGAUCAUGCCCGUGUCUGUGGCCCUGUCCACGUUUGGAGGUGUUAACGGCUCCCUCUUCACCUCGUCUCGCUUAUUCUUUGCUGGAGCAAGAGAGGGCCAUCUUCCUCGUCUGCUGGCAAUGAUCCACGUGGACCGCUGCACUCCGAUACCAGCCCUGCUAUUCGCUUGUAUAUCAACUCUUCUAAUGCUGUGCACUAGUGAUAUAUACACCCUCAUCAACUACGUGGGCUUCAUAAACUACCUGUUUUAUGGGGUCACUGUUGCCGGGCAGAUUGUGCUGCGUAUCAAAGAGCCGGACCUGUAUCGACCAAUCAAGAUUAGCUUGGCAUGGCCAGUCAUCUACCUGCUGUUCUGGGCCUUCCUGCUCGGUUUCUCACUGUACAAGGAGCCGGUGGUGUGCUGUAUCGGGCUGGCCAUACUGACGUCGGGUGUUCCUGUGUACCUCUUCGGUGUCUACUGGGAAGCCAAACCUAAGAGCUUUAUUUACUUUGUCGAUCGAAUGACACACUUGGGGCAGAAAUUAUGCCAGGUGGUGUAUCCUGCGGAAGCUGGGAAGAGAGAGUCUGGGAUUGAGGAAAAGUGUGAGGAAUCUGAGAAGAAAUUCUGAACCAACGAAAGACUGAUUUAAACAGGACUGUUGACACAUAUUUGAAGUGUUUGGAGUGUGAAAAUGGACACAACACACAAUCAUCUGUGAGGC